GCGCGCCCCACCCAGGCGGAGGGGACGAUUUUCAGCUGGAGGUGGUGGAGGGACAGCUAGGAUUCGACGCCACUCAGGGGUGCGGGGAGCUGGAGGAGAGCGGGAAAUCCGGAGAUCGGAGUCAGGGCCGUGUGGGCGCGAGCGGCGGGAGGCGCCGAGGGGUCCGCGGGGUUCCUGGGUGUCUCCGCCGUGCCCUGUCCUGUGGCCGCCCGCGGUCCCCCGGGCUCCGCCCAGCCGCGGAGCCCAGCCUCUCUCUGGCCGGGUCUCCUCCCUAAGGUGCGGGUGGCAGCGCCACUCCCUCCUCUCCCUCCCCAGCCGCGCGCGUCUCAUUCCAGCGCCCAUUCCGCGCAUUCCUGCCGGGCUCCUCUGCAAACUCUGGCCCCGGGGGUGGGGACCGCCUCAGCUCCGCGCUCGGGCCCCGCAGCCGUCGCCGCGGCUGGAAGACUUGGCGCCCCGAGUGGACCUGCUGCAGCCGGCCGAGCGCUCCCACCCCGCCUCCCGAACCCUGGGACCGGUCCAACGGGUGCUCCUCCAAGCCGAGCCUUGGAGGGCAAGGCCGGCACCAUUACCUCCAACGAGUGGAGCUCUCCCGACUCCCCCGAGGGGAGCAGCAUCUCUGGGGGCAGCCAGGCACUGGACAAGCCCAUCGACAAUGAUGCAGAGGGUGUGUGGAGCCCUGAUAUUGAGCAAAGCUUCCAGGAGGCACUGGCCAUUUACCCACCCUGCGGCCGCCGCAAAAUCAUCCUGUCGGACGAAGGCAAGAUGUAUGGUCGGAAUGAGCUGAUUGCACGCUACAUCAAGCUCCGAACAGGGAAGACGCGCACGAGGAAGCAGGUCUCCAGCCACAUCCAGGUGCUUGCCCGUCGAAAAGCCCGGGAGAUCCAGGCCAAACUCAAGGACCAGGCAGCUAAGAACAAGGCCCUGCAGAGCAUGGCUGCCAUGUCGUCCGCCCAGAUCGUCUCGGCCACAGCUUUCCACAGUAAAAUGGCUCUUGCCCGGGGCCCUGGCUACCCAGCAAUCUCGGGGUUUUGGCAAGGAGCUUUGCCAGGCCAACCUGGAACAUCCCACGAUGUGAAACCUUUCUCUCAAAAUACCUACACUGUCCAGCCUCCGCUGCCUCUGCCAGGCUUUGAGUCUCCGGCAGGACCCACCCCAUCACCCUCUGCACCGCCUGCUGCUCCGUGGCAAGGCCGCAGCAUAGCCAGCUCCAAGCUCUGGAUGUUGGAAUUCUCUGCUUUCCUGGAGCGCCAGCAAGAUCCAGACACAUACAGCAAACACCUGUUCGUGCACAUCAGCCAGUCAAGCCCAAGCUACAGUGACCCCUACCUCGAAACUGUGGACAUCCGCCAGAUCUAUGACAAGUUCCCAGAGAAGAAGGGGGGCCUCAAGGAGCUAUUUGAACGGGGGCCCUCUAAUGCCUUCUUCCUUGUGAAGUUCUGGGCAGACCUCAAUACCAACAUCGAUGAUGAGGGCAGCGCCUUCUAUGGGGUAUCCAGCCAGUAUGAGAGCCCGGAGAACAUGAUUAUUACCUGCUCUACUAAGGUCUGCUCAUUUGGCAAGCAAGUGGUGGAGAAAGUUGAGACAGAGUAUGCUCGCUAUGAGAAUGGCCAUUAUUUGUACCGCAUUCACCGGUCCCCUCUCUGUGAGUACAUGAUCAACUUUAUUCACAAGCUGAAGCACUUGCCUGAGAAGUACAUGAUGAACAGCGUGCUGGAGAACUUCACCAUCCUACAGGUAGUCACCAACCGAGACACACAGGAGACCUUGUUGUGUAUUGCAUAUGUCUUCGAAGUUUCAGCCAGCGAACACGGAGCUCAGCACCACAUCUACCGACUUGUGAAAGAAUGAGAGACUUGGAGAGCGAUGGUGGGGGGACAAGUCCAGAAAACGGGGACCUGGGAGGGAACCUUCAGGGACAGCCCCCGGGAGUGCCAAGAGAGCCAAGCAGAGUUACCAGUUCUCUCCUUACCAGGAGCAAACUGCCUGAUCUUGCAGUGCUCAGCCCCUAAUAAACCCAAGGUGUCAAGUAUUUUCAGAGGAGCUGGUAUGGCCUGUAUGAGCCCAGAAGGGCAAGGGAGAAGGGGGCACCAGGAGGCAAGCUGGAAGCAAUGGCCACAGGUGCUCCAGGAUGGCCAAGGAACCAGUGGAUUCAGCCAGGCAUAUCACCAAGACACCAAAGCGCAAGACCCAGUGGUUCCUUCUCGGCUGCUGGAACCCUGCACCCCGCUCCUGGUCACACUAGUGGCCUGAGGACAGAUGGCACCUGGGUCACACACCCAGAGAUGCUGUGCAUGACUUUGUGUACACUGUCGGUCCUGCCAUUGAUGCCUGAGAAUGGCUACUGCAGAAGGCCCCAUCCCUGCAAACGGGGCUGGAUUUAGGUGUGGCUGCAACAUAGUUUUUGGAGGGAGACUGGGUAAGAGCUACUCAGGUGGCUUUGUUUCUAAUGCAGUGGCCCUGCAGGGCGCAGGGGCUCCAGACUGAAGCAAGGCUUGGAGGUAGGGCAUCCUGCUUCAGGGCCAGCAUUUCCAGCUGCCUGACCUCCACAGGCUCCUCAGCUUCUCUAUUAGUCCCGUUUCUUCUCUGCUCAACACUGACGAGGGGAGGAUGUCUGUAAAGUACCCGGGUUUUGCGGUGCCAGUUAAAUAAUCUAGCCCUCAGCUCCUUGCUUCUCUCCCUCUGGAGGUCCUGGAUCUGUCUCUCUGCUGCCCUCUCAAGGCUUUCUGGUGUCUGCUUCCCCAGUUGGAGCCAGUUCUAGUAGUCUGGAGCCUCAGGAAGAAAGAUACAACUUGGGCAUGUUUGUGUGUGCCCAGGACUCAGGGAUGCAUCUGUGAGGAUGCAGAAAUGGGCAGGGCAGCAUUGUGGGGAUGCUACAGAGGUGAGGGACAAGGGCUCUGGAGUCAGUCUAGCCUGACUUUGGUGUGCAACCUUUUCAAAAAGAAAUGUUGUGGUGCCUCAGUUUCCCCAUAUGUAAAAUGGGUAUAACAUUCACCUACCUCGUGUAUGGAUAGUGCCUCACACAGUGCUGAGCACAUCCACAUGUUCAAUAAAUAUGCAUCGGUACUAACCAUGGGAACUUCACCUCCAGCUAAGGAUCCUGGCUGGAGGUGCACUAUAUGCACUAGGGUGGGGCGGUCCCUACAGUAACUGCUUGUCACAGAGAGGAGGAUUCCGAGGGUCUCAGGGAAGAGGCAGUCCUUGAGCGAGCAGGUUAUGAGAAGAAGGUGGCUAAUAUUUAUUGAUGUUAUUUCUGUGGUUUUUGGUGUUGGGGCCAGGGUUUGACACAGGCUAAGUGAACAUGCCAGAAGUAUGCAAAUAAGCAUAUGGAGGGAGGUUGGCUACCUCUCAGAUGAGGGAGAUGGACGAGCCACCCAGUCUUUCUGUCGCUCCAAACUCCUUUAACUUGUAUCCCCUCUCUUUAACUCAAACCAAUUUAACCCAUAUCCUGUUCCCCACCAGGUUAGGAUGGUGGCUAGACCCAGGCCUCCUCGCUUCCUACUGCACUGCUCUCAAACAAGGUCAGGGUCCCAGAAAGACUACUGCACCCCUGGCCUUGUGACCAGGAUUCACCAGUCCACAUGCAAGCCUAUGUUUGCAGCUCCUUGCCCCAAACCUAGCCCUGGCCCCCUCCCCCACUUAUGCUGCCUGAAAGCCCCCAGCCUCAGACAUUUCAGACUUCUAUGUAGUCAGCCUUUUGGAACAUGAAGGGUAUAACUUUUCCUACUGGAAGCAGGUCAGUCCGGAUGUUGGGUGCCAAUGUGGGCCAUAAGUUUUUCCUGUGUUAACUGACCUCAGUGCCCUAAUGGAACGUCACCAUAGACGAUUGUCUCACUGCCUCUCCAUUCAAGUCAGCAUGGCACUUGACUUAGGGCACCUCCCUUAUCCCACCAAGCUAGCACGAUGCUGAAACCAUUUUUAAGAUGAGGUCUUCCUCUCUUGCCUGGGCUAUUGUCUCCAAUGAUCCUCAUGCCUCAGCUUCCCGAGAAGCUGGGACUACGGGCGCUCCCCACUGUGCCCUGCCAUCCUAUUUUAAAGACUGAGAAAGCAAGGCCCAGAGAGCUUUGGCAAGUUGCUUGGGUUGUUGGCGUAUUUUUUCAUUUGCUUUGUGAGUGCUUGUUUGACUUCUGAGAUGUGGCAGACUCUGGGAAUGUGUUCAUGAGCAGAACAGAUGGGGUGGCUAGGAGCUUACUUUGGACUGAGGCGGGUGAGGGGGUGGUGUGUGACUGGAAGCAAGUUAAGGAGACUUGUAGGUAGUGGGAAAUGCUGGGGGGCGGGGUGCCCAAGGUUAGCUUCACUUUAAGGGAGGCUUCAGAAGCCCGCCUCUGCACUGACCUCUGUACCAUAGACACGUGGAUCUGAAGGAACAUUCCAAAGGGAGAAUGGAGAGGCCUGGAGACAGGGAGGGGAUGGGCGUGCCCCAGGGGUGUGCUGAUGGACAGAGAUUGGACAUACCCCAGUAGGAAGGCAGGCAAUUCAGUCCUGCGUCUACUGCACUCCGUGGGUGGAUGUGGACUUUGGAAUGCUCUCAGGAUGGUAGCAAGGCCUGGAGGUGUUAAGCAAGGGAAUCCAUUCCUUUGAAGCUAUUUUUAGAAGCGAGCUCUAGAGCAUUUGUUUGGUACAGAGGAGCAGGUGGAACUGUGGCCCCUGAGCCUACCCAGCUUGUUCCUGGGUGUCUGGGGAUGGGAGCUGUCUUCUGGGUCCUGUCUCACAGGCAGCCAGGUGAAAGGCAAGAGCCAGGCAUGGCCACCCGUUUCACUGGGCCUGUGAGAUGAGCAGGAGUCCCCAAAGUCCUGGGGAUAGAGAGCCCUCCAUCCUGGGAGUGGAAACCUUCUGGGGUGUUAUCUAGUUAGUCCGCAGUAGGGACAGGUGAAAGGCCUUCUGCCUCACAGGGUCUGACACUGAUGGAGCAGAUUGUGCCAACAAAGUGUCACAGGAAUGGGAAGAAUGUGCCCUGACCCCCACCCCCACCCCCCCAAAAAAAACCCAUAAAAACAAAAUCCAAACAAAUGAAUAAACACACACGCACAUGCACACAGAGAGAGAGAGAGGGAGAGAGAGACAGAGACAGACAGAGACAGAGAGAGACAGAGAGAGAGAGAGAGAAAGGGAAGGAGGGAGCGCUUAUCAAUGUAUAUGUGCAAGUGGCCAUGUCCUAGACCUUUUCGGUAGGCCUUGUGUCCCUAGUCUUUGUCACACCCAGUCUUUCCCAGGCUGGGGACAGAGUCAGGUGGCAGAGAUUGGAGGACUGAGGGAAGGCAGCGAUAGGAGGGAGCUCCUGAGACCCUGGGCCUCCUCUCUGGCCACACAGGCACAGAAGAGAAACAGCAGAACAGUAGGAGCAUCCCCUCAGGGUUUCUACCCAGUGGCCACCUGGGUCUGACGCCUGCCGAAAACCUGUUAGAGCUAUGGUAGCAGGGGUCAGUGGCACCUUGGAUAACUUAUCUAACAGGUCAGAAAGAAAACUACCUUUCCCCCACAAAGACUUGACUCUGUGUAGAAUGUAGCUAACUGGUAUGCCCAGCCAGGUGCCUGGCUGCACAGCUGUAAUCCCCUCUGCCCUCCAUCCCCCAACCCCCAGGAGAAGAACGACACUAUCAUGGAUUACACAGUGAAGCCUAAUCUCUGAAAUAAAUCUCUUUAAAAGUAUCUGGAACUUGGCUUUUGUAUAUACUCUUAGUCAAUUGGAAAGAGCACAGGUAUGCGUGUACCGUCCUAGAGAGCCCAGGCCAAGGGAAUGGCAGCUUUUUUUUUUACACUCACAGAUGUCUAAUAUUCAAUUUUAAGGUUUUUGUAUUUUUUUCUAUGUAAGCCCCCUUCAUCUCUUCAAAUCUUCAGUAAAGUCUGCUACAAA
This is a messenger RNA of Mastomys coucha (southern multimammate mouse), 5851 nucleotides long. RefSeq names its product TEA domain transcription factor 4 (gene Tead4). The coding region runs from base 763 to 1848 and encodes 361 amino acids. Gene Ontology annotation, biological process: hippo signaling; regulation of transcription by RNA polymerase II; embryonic organ development. Gene Ontology annotation, cellular component: transcription regulator complex. Gene Ontology annotation, molecular function: DNA-binding transcription factor activity, RNA polymerase II-specific; RNA polymerase II cis-regulatory region sequence-specific DNA binding. Lineage: Eukaryota; Metazoa; Chordata; Mammalia; Rodentia; Muridae. The transcript is spliced from 12 exons. The record is from RefSeq and is a predicted model, not a curated record.